GAAAACGAAAUGAACAAGAAACAACGUAAACGAAAUUUCAAUGAAGAAAAAGAACCAAAUUCAAUCUCCUAUGUAUUUGCAAUUACAAAGUACAUUUAUAUCAGAUUAAAAACACAGAAGCUAUUAUUACUAUAAAAAGUUAUUUCUCUUUUUUCAUGCUUACAUGGUAGUUUCAAAAUGAGAUUAAAUUUUAAUACAAAAAUUUUGGGCAAAAAUACAAUUCUUGUACCUUACAGAGAGCAUCAUGUUCCUAAAUAUCACACAUGGAUGAGAUCAGAAGAAUUGCAAAAACUCACCGCAUCAGAGCCUCUGACUUUAGAAGAGGAGUAUAAAAUGCAAAAAACUUGGCAAGAAGACGAUGAUAAUUCCAUGAUUGGUGACACAAAUAUAUUUGUAAUAGACAAUGAUAAUAUGGUUGGGGAGAUAGAAAUAAUGAUAGCAGAAGAAACCGCAAGAGGAAGCAAAAAAGGCUGGGAAGCAGUCAUACUUAUGCUUCUCUAUGGAAUUAAGUUCAUUAAAAUAAAAACAUUUGAGGCAAAGAUUAGUAUAGAAAACAUUAUUAGUAUAAAUAUGUUCCAAAAAUUGAAUUUUAAAGAGAAAUCAAGAAGUGAAAUCUUUCAAGAAGUGACAUUGGAAAAAGUCGUUGAUAAUAACUGGACAAAAAGCCUUGAAGGACAUUUUGAAUUUCAAUUACAAACUUACAAAUAAUUGAUACCUUUAUUUGCUGCCUCUUUUGGAGCUGAUUUUGACAAAACCAUGCAUUGAAAAAUGUUUAUUGUCAAAUCCACAUUUUUCUUGUGACAUUUUUUGUAUGGAUCAUAAGUCUGAAAUAAAGAUUAAUUAUUAUUAUUAAAUAUUUUUUUUUAGUUGACUGAUAUCUCAGAUUGUUUGAUUUUUGUGAUGUCAUGGAUGUAAUUAGAUGCUAGCUCAUCUCUAGGUGUCCCUUAUGAACUGAAUGUGUUGGUAUCACUAAACAAUAGUGGAGCAAAAUGACUAGAGCUUGAAACUGUUCGUUAUGUUCAGUUUUGUUGUGCUAGAUGUUUGGAUGCUGCACUUCAUAACUUCUGAGGGCAGGGUAAAUUAUU
Papilio xuthus (Asian swallowtail) is the source of this 1085-nucleotide messenger RNA. It is a transcript of the gene Mnat9, whose product is annotated as microtubule-associated Nat9. NCBI's taxonomy places the organism in Eukaryota, Metazoa, Arthropoda, Insecta, Lepidoptera, Papilionidae. The transcript is spliced from 3 exons. The record is from RefSeq and is a predicted model, not a curated record. Bases 178 to 708 code for a protein of 176 amino acids. Gene Ontology annotation, molecular function: N-acetyltransferase activity.